Cuscuta campestris is the source of this 1173-nucleotide messenger RNA. The record is from the annotation of a GenBank genome assembly. Lineage: Eukaryota; Viridiplantae; Streptophyta; Magnoliopsida; Solanales; Convolvulaceae.
AGAUCGACAUCACCUCUGAACAAUUUAAGGAGACGUGGAUGCCCUCACUCCCCAUAGGGAAAUAGUACUUGAUGCCUUAACUGGGGCGCAUGCUGCGGGGGACCCGAGACCGGAAGGAUCAGUUGGAAAGAAGUAAAAGAAAACUAGGCGAUCCCAGAAGAAAAAGGCAUUGAAACCUAACGGAAAGGCAAUCAUGGAGGAUGAUCUAUCACAGGAGGACGAGGAAGAUGAAUCCUCAUCGUAUGAGCAUCUCUAUGCCUUUGAACGAUUAGGAGACCCCAAGUUGAAGAAGCGCCGAGUCUCUUCGUUUGACCAGUUGGAGGAUAGACGGUUAUCCCGAAAGAUGGACCUUAGGCUGAAUAUCAACGAGCGGCGAGAGGAAUCCCCAGCGAUAUCCCAGGCCCGAUCACAAGAGAAGAAGAAGACGGCCUCUGAAAAUGAGGUGGACGACCUACCGGAAAUGGUGAGGGAACUGAAGAAAAGGGUGGACGCUAAAAAUCCCUACUGCUCGGAGAUUCUGGAUGAAAAAGGGGAGAGGCUCCAAACUUUUAUAUCUCGCUGGGAGAAGGAGGCAAGGGAUGUCCAGGGGGCGGACGACCAAGCCCUCAUUGCAAUGCUCCAGGUGGCACUCGCCCAAGGGAAUGUGUGCAAGGGAGAACCACACAAGAGCAAGAAGGUUGCUCCAGAAACCAGGGAAGCUAGGGAGAAGAAGAGAAAGGAUUGUGCAAAGGUCUCGUAUCCAACUGGGUAUCAGGCAUCCAGGCCGCCAAUUCACGUUGUUCAAAAGCUCCCUCAUCCUCUCACUUUUGUGAAAGCUACGACGUCCAAACUGCGCCUAAAUACUGUGAAUAUCAUCGUAAUAGCUAGCACCCACAAUAUUGCGAAUUGCAAUACGCUGAAGAAGGAGAUGAACCAGCCGAUUGCCCGUGGGCUGGCACCAAAAGGAGACCGACCGGCCCUAAGAGCUCCAACAUGAAAAAGGUUGACCGUUGUAGCGGCGGCAAUCACAAAUGAGGAUGACCAUGAUGAAAGAAGGAGGCAUCUAGGGAGAGAAUGUGACAACCUUGAUGAAGAUGAGAGACAGAACUGAUGACAUUUGAGAUAUCAUUUCAUCAUGGACGGAAACACGGGAAGAGAUUCCGCAUCCACCAGAAAGAAAUGGAAGAAUAUGGU